GCGGCAAGUGGCGGGUAUGGUGCGGACCAAGGCGACCUGCGGAGGCACCGCCGGUGCCUAUCGGAAAGUGGUAGCUGCUAGGGCUCCCCGGAAAGUGCUGGGCUCUGGACCGGCGAAUGUUAGUCCCUCUCCUACAUCAAGGAAAGCUGAAAGUAAGUAUGCAGGAGGCAAUCCGGUAUGCGUCAGGCCGACCCCACCAUGGCAAAAAGGAAUUGGAGAAUUCUUCAGGCAAACCCCAAAUCUUCUGGAAAAGGAGAACCAAAACUCAGAGGAGGAGCCAGGGUGCAGUGAAAUAGGAAAACGCAGAAAGAAAGCACGUCCUUUGCCUCCUUGUCCCUUAGAACAGGAAGAACUUUCUGAAGAUGAUCAAAUGUGAGCAAGUCAUGAUUCUUCUGCUAGCAGAUCUUAUAAUGCUCUGUCUCUCGGAGUGUUGUGUAUAGUCUGUAUAUAUUACACGCAUUGUUUGAACUUGAGCCUUUUUAAGCACCUAGCAUGCUAUUCUGUUUACUAAAAUAACCUAAAACUUGACAGACUAAAAAAAGGGAGAGGUUAUUGGUACAAUGCUCUUAGUACUUCAAUGCCUUAAUGAUUUUUAACAAGUUUAUAUGUUCUAUAUUAAAUUUGUUUUGCUUCUUUAUGCACUUACUAAAGUUCUGUGCCAGAUCAGUGUUAAAUAACAUUAAGUUUCUGUAAAAAAAAAUGCUGUAUUUGACUCUUGCUAUGAUGAAUAUCCAGUUUGUUCUGUGAACUAGAAAAUGCUGAAUUAAUAACUUUUAGAUUUAAAAGACACAAGGCCCAAGAAACUUACCUCAUUACAGUGCCAGCACUGUAGGAUUUCUGUAUGGUAUGAUAGGUUGAGAGGGCCAAAUAGUGGUACAAAGGCAACAUGAAGAACAGUAAUACUAAUAUCAGGAAUAACAUAUUAAUGCUUCCAAAGAUUUUCUAGCUUCCUUCCAUAUCUGUUUUUGUUGUAUUGGGAAAUGUUGUAUUCUAUUAAUGAAUCUGGAAAUUUCAAAACCCACUACAUUAUUUGUAAUGGUGGAGUUGGCCUAAUAAAGAUAUAAUGCAGAUUUUUAUUGAAUUCA
Candoia aspera is the source of this 1085-nucleotide messenger RNA. RefSeq names its product PCNA clamp associated factor (gene PCLAF). Gene Ontology annotation, cellular component: nucleus. Gene Ontology annotation, biological process: translesion synthesis; regulation of cell cycle. The record is from RefSeq and is a predicted model, not a curated record. NCBI's taxonomy places the organism in Eukaryota, Metazoa, Chordata, Lepidosauria, Squamata, Candoiidae. The coding region runs from base 17 to 376 and encodes 119 amino acids. Gene Ontology annotation, molecular function: chromatin binding. The transcript is spliced from 4 exons.